UUUCCAAUUUCGAAUCUCGUCGGGCUAAUAAUUCGGCGGAAGUGACAUCGCAUAUAGUUUACAGAUGUGUAGGUAACUGUCUUGCCCGAAUAGAUUUUAUGUGAUAGAUGAUUUAUCGGGGUGGACACAGAAUAUAGCUACCCUGCUGGUUGCCAUGGGUGGUUACGGGAUGGUGUCAAACGAGGAAACUAUUGAUUAUUCGGUUCAUGAAGCAUGGAACGAGGCGACCAAUGUGUAUCUCCUUGUUAUCCUGGUCAGCUUUGGCUUGCUAAUGUACGCUAGAAAAAAUAAAAGAAAGAUCAUGCGUAUUUUCACGCUACCUCCCACCGUCGGGUCGUCGCCGGAGCCAAAUUUCUACGACAGUCUGCAGAAAGUCCGUUUACGGCAACAGUUGGAGAUGUAUUCCCUAGCAAGAAAAUUCGAUCAGCACCAACAAGGUCAAGCGGAGAGUGUACAGCUUGCGAUAGAGUGAAAAAAACUUGGAGAGAACACUGCAUGCUCAUUUUUAUUCUGCUUUUUUGUAUUAUUACGUUAUAUAUUCUUUUAUAUGUAAAUAAAAUAUGAAAAAUGCACACCGAUGGCCAUUCCGAACAAACUCGCUCUUGCAUGCUUAUUCAGAAAAUGACAGGCAAUAACGUGGAGUGGCUGUGAGCCGCCCUCUGGCGAUGAGUAAAAUCUUAAUACUGUGAGUAGGUAUGCAUCUAGGCUGCUAUCUAUUGCAAGAAGAUUGCGAGGAAAUCGCAGAGACAUCUU
Megalops cyprinoides (Indo-Pacific tarpon) is the source of this 753-nucleotide messenger RNA. RefSeq names its product small integral membrane protein 19-like. The record is from RefSeq and is a predicted model, not a curated record. The coding region runs from base 155 to 472 and encodes 105 amino acids. The transcript has 3 exons. NCBI's taxonomy places the organism in Eukaryota, Metazoa, Chordata, Actinopteri, Elopiformes, Megalopidae.